AUGGCAACCACAAUCUGUUUCGUCAUCUGGGUAUUAUUCAUAACAGAUACUGUGUGGACUCGAAGUGUGAGACAGGUCUAUGACGUAGGUGAUCCAGAGGAUUGGGCUAUGCAUGACUUUGACUGUCCCAGGGAAUGUUUCUGUCCCCCUAGUUUCCCUACUGCUUUAUACUGUGAAAAUAGAGGUCUCAAAGAAAUCCCUCCUAUUCCUUCAAGGAUCUGGUAUCUUUAUCUUGAGAACAACCUGAUAGAAACCAUUCCUGAGAAGCCAUUCGAGAAUGCCACCCAGCUGAGAUGGAUAAAUCUAAACAAGAACAAAAUAACCAACUAUGGGAUUGAAAAAGGAGCCCUGAGCCAACUAAAGAAGCUGCUUUUCUUAUUUCUGGAAGAUAAUGAGCUAGAGGAGGUACCUUCCCCAUUGCCAAGAAGUUUAGAACAAUUACAGUUGGCUAGAAACAAGGUGUCCAGAAUCCCUCAAGGGACCUUCAGCAAUCUGGAGAACCUGACCCUUCUUGACUUGCAGCACAAUAAACUACUAGACAAUGCCUUUCAAAGAGACACCUUCAAGGGACUCAAGAACCUAAUGCAGCUAAACAUGGCCAAGAAUGCUCUAAGGAAUAUGCCACCGAGAUUACCAGCCAAUACAAUGCAACUGUUUUUGGACAACAAUUCUAUUGAAGGAAUACCAGAAAAUUAUUUUAAUGUGAUUCCUAAAGUGGCCUUCCUACGACUAAACCACAACAAAUUGUCAGACGCAGGUCUCCCUUCUAGUGGUUUUGAUGUAUCCUCAAUACUAGACCUUCAGCUAUCUCACAAUCAACUCACCAAGGUCCCUCGAAUCAGUGCUCACCUGCAGCACCUUCACCUUGACCAUAACAAAAUUAAAAAUGUGAACGUCUCUGUAAUAUGUCCUACCAUACUGCCUGGAGAACAAGAUUCCUUCGGUUAUGGACCUCACCUUCGCUACCUCCGUCUUGAUGGAAAUGAAAUCAAACCACCAAUCCCAAUGGAUUUAAUGACCUGCUUCAGGCUCCUUCAGGCUGUCAUUAUUUAA
This is a messenger RNA of Puma concolor (puma), 1053 nucleotides long. It is a transcript of the gene KERA, whose product is annotated as keratocan. NCBI's taxonomy places the organism in Eukaryota, Metazoa, Chordata, Mammalia, Carnivora, Felidae. The record is from RefSeq and is a predicted model, not a curated record. Gene Ontology annotation, molecular function: protein binding.